GACUCUUCGCGAAGAAAUUAAUAGUUAUUGUUUUAUAUAUGAUAACAUUGCCUUUACACAAACACAAAUUAAAACGGAGAAAACCAAUACCCACACCACACCACAAAAUAACAACAGCAACAACAACACCACCCACUAGAACAAACCAAGACUUGCCUCCAAUUUUCCAUCUCCCAAAAUGAAAUGAAAGCCAAAGGAUUAAACCAAUAGAGAAACACCAACACCAAAACCAAAACCAACGCCAAAACCCACCCCUCAUCCCCCUCCCCACCAGCUGUGGAGAGCUCUCGUUAAUGGCUGACAACAUGAGCCCCAACUCCACCUCCACCUCCACCACCACGAACAACAAGAAGGAAACCCCAGUUCAGCUUCUGGGCCGCUUCGAGAUCGGUAAGUUAUUGGGCCAUGGAACCUUCGCUAAGGUCUACCAUGCCCGCAGCAUCAAGACCGGCGAGAACGUCGCCAUCAAAGUUAUCGACAAGGAGAAGAUCCUCAAGAGCGGUUUAAUCGCCCACAUCAAGCGUGAGAUCUCAAUCCUCCGCCGUGUUCGCCACCCAAACAUCGUCCAGCUCUUCGAGGUCAUGGCUACCAAGGCCAAGAUCUAUUUCGUCAUGGAGUUUGUCCGCGGCGGAGAACUUUUCAAUAAGGUUGCCAAAGGUCGCCUUAAAGAAGAAGUGGCCAGGAAAUAUUUCCAGCAGCUAAUUUCGGCCGUCGGAUUUUGCCACGCCCGUGGGGUUUUUCACCGUGACCUUAAGCCUGAGAACCUUUUGCUCGACGAGAAUGGCAAUCUCAAAGUCUCCGAUUUCGGGUUGAGCGCCGUUUCCGAUCAAAUCCGUCAGGACGGUCUUUUCCACACGUUUUGUGGGACUCCGGCGUAUGUGGCGCCGGAAGUUUUGGCGAGGAGGGGUUACGAUGCGGCGAAGGUGGAUAUUUGGUCGUGUGGGGUUAUAUUGUUCGUUCUGAUGGCUGGGUAUUUGCCUUUCCAUGACCAAAAUAUCAUGGCCAUGUACAAGAAGAUUUACAAGGGCGAGUUUCGAUGCCCCAGAUGGUUCUCGCCGGACCUAACUCGGCUCCUCGUUCGUCUCCUUGACACAAAGCCAGAGACCCGGAUGACGAUUCCCGAGAUUAUGGAGAAUAGGUGGUUUAAAAAGGGGUUUAAGCAUAUCAAAUUCUACAUUGAGGAUGAUAAGGUUUGUAAUGUAGAGGAAGAGGCAAAAGAUGACGCAGCAGACUAUAUGUGUUCGUCUUCGGAUCAAUCGAUGUCCGAAUCCGAUAACGAAUUCGAGACCCGAAGAAGAGUAGCCACCACACUUCCCAGACCGGCGAGUUUGAACGCGUUUGAUAUAAUAUCGUUCUCACCUGGGUUUGAUUUAUCUGGGUUGUUCGAGGAAGGUGGGGAAGAAGCUAGGUUCGUUUCGGGUGCGCCUGUAUCGAGGAUUAUAUCGAAAUUGGAGGAGAUUGCUAAAUUGGUAAGCUUCACGGUGAGGAAGAAGGAUUGCAGGGUGAGCUUGGAAGGGUCGAGAGAGGGCGUGAAAGGCCCGUUGACGAUUGCCGCCGAGAUAUUCGAAUUGACGCCGUCGUUGGUGGUGGUGGAGGUGAAGAAGAAAGGUGGAGACAAAGCAGAGUAUGAGCAUUUCCGUGACAAGGAAUUGAAACCCGGGUUGCAAAAUUUGAUGGACGAGGAAUCUUCUGCCGCUGUUGCGGCGGCGGCGGCAGCUGUUGGCUCUUCACAUCUACCUUCGGAUACUGAAUAGAGAGACUGGGGGAGGAAAAGGGGGAGAGAAUGAGGGAAAAGGGUAUGCUUUUCUCUAUCUCUCUUUGUUUUUUUCUUUGUUAUCUCAUGUAUUAUAUUUUUUUCCCCCCUUCUUCGUUUGGCUGUUCUGUCGAAAGACUUCCGACAGAGCGUUACAUGUGUAUAUUGUAUUUUCUAUUCUUCUAUCCAACAAAACUACAAUAGGAUAUAGAGAAUGGAAUACACAUUUUGCUUGUCUUGGCA
Molecule: messenger RNA, 1996 nt
Organism: Ziziphus jujuba (common jujube)
Lineage: Eukaryota; Viridiplantae; Streptophyta; Magnoliopsida; Rosales; Rhamnaceae
Product: CBL-interacting serine/threonine-protein kinase 12
Exons: 1
Coding region: 294-1754 (486 amino acids)
Biological process (GO): protein phosphorylation; signal transduction
Molecular function (GO): protein kinase activity; ATP binding
Source: RefSeq, a predicted model, not a curated record